Messenger RNA from Frankliniella occidentalis (western flower thrips), 2742 nucleotides. RefSeq names its product integrator complex subunit 13 (gene asun). The transcript has 15 exons. Gene Ontology annotation, biological process: regulation of mitotic cell cycle; centrosome localization. Lineage: Eukaryota; Metazoa; Arthropoda; Insecta; Thysanoptera; Thripidae. The coding region runs from base 367 to 2511 and encodes 714 amino acids. Gene Ontology annotation, cellular component: integrator complex. The record is from RefSeq and is a predicted model, not a curated record.
UAAGUUACAUUUGUGAACAUGUUGUUCACGACGUCAGAAAAUAUUUAGACUGCCGCUAUGAACCCAAGUAAAAUAUUACCAAUCAUUAAUUUGCUGUUUCCAUCAGUAGCACUCCUCAUGAACGAAAGUAUACCAUUAUGUUAGAGGUGUGCGUCGUAAAUGCACUAUACUCGACUAGCCUCUCGUCUGCGUCAGUAUUAACAACAAGCAAGCAGCCGCUGUUAUUUUCUUUGAAAUUUAGUAGUGAAUUAUGCUGCAAUUUGCUUUUCUAUCUUUGACUGGUGAUUUAAAUACUUCCUUCGUAAGGAAUUCUUCACCCUAAAUAAAUUUCAGGACUGUCUUGUUGCCAAUAAGGACACAGAAGCAAUGUUCCCUGCUAAUCACAAAACAGUUUUUGUGUUGGAUCACACUCCACAAUUCGGUUCAUCAUAUGAUUCUGUUGUUGAACUGGAUGUGGGAAAUAAACCAAGAGGCGUCAGUAUGAUCCCCUUGUCACCCAUUUACAAAAGCCUAUGGACAGCCAGUGUUGAAUCUGCUCUGGAAUAUUGUCGUGUCGUGUGGGACCUAUUUCCCGAAAGAAAAUAUAUACGUUUCGUUGUUAGUGACAUUCAAGGACAUGUACUAAAUUCUUGGAGUCCUUCGCAACAAAAUCUGGCAUAUAUUCAAAAUCAACUUGGCAUGAUUGGGGUCCCAAACAUUGCCACAAGACCUGUGCAUGCAGAAAACUCGGUAGUUCCAGGCCUACAGGCUGCAGUUGACUCAAUUUGCCAAUGUACUGACAUACAGCAUGAGAGACGAACCUCCCUUAGUGAAAAUGCUUCUAAGAUUUUAAACAGAUCCAGAGUUAUAUGUAUUACCUCACAAAGAGAUAAUCAGUCAAUCAAACACCUGCAAGAUUCUUUUGCUAAAUUUGUUAGCCAAGCCAACAAAAAAGCUGCAAACUCUGAUACGUUGAUACCUAUUAAUCAUUGCCACCUUGUGAUUUUAAAUGUCACUUCAAGAAAUAAUGAGCCAUGCCUUGUCAAUCCAGUGCCUCCCACAGAUAUCUCAUCAACAGUAACGUCUGAGGUUCAUGCUGUUCUGCCUAACGGCAACAUUGCAGUGAAGCUUUCACACCUUAUCCUGCAACAUUAUGAUUUAGCAUCAACCACCGUAACAAAUAUUCCAAUGAAGGAGGAACAAAACGCCAGCUCUUCAGCCAAUUAUGACGUAGAAAUCUUUCACCUGUCAGAAGCACAUGCAUCUAUACUCAAAGAGGAAGGAUAUCUAAGAGGUAGUGCCCAAGACACUGCAUUAGUCAAAACUCUCCGUGAGGGACGUGAAUAUGAUACGGUGACCCUGAAAUGGUGUACUCCCAAAGCAAGUGCAGCAGAAAUGCAUCACUGUACUGCAAUGCAUAGAAUAACACCUGUUGAUGUCAACAGUCGACCAUCAUCCUGUUUAAUCAACUUUCUUCUUAAUGGAAGAUCAGUAAUGCUUGAAAUGCCCCGUAAAAAUGGUGGUAAAGUUUCAUCUCAUAUGUUGGCUGCUCAUGGUGGAGAAAUAUUUGUACAUACUCUUGGAACAUCUAGAAGUGUGCUGGAAGAUCCACCCUCUAUCAGUGAAGGGCCAGGAGGAAGAGUAACAGACUAUCGAAUCACAGACUUUGGACAGUUAAUGAAAAAGAAUAAGCUUUUACCCUUGAAAAGGAAAAGGAAUGAUGAUUCCUUGUCCAAAGAUGAUGUAUCUAAUCUGGACCGAAUGAGACAACGUUUAGAACGAUUUACCAAACAUUGGCCAAUAACCAUCUCUUCAACAAGUGUUUUUAAUUUGAGACCUGAUUUGGAUCCUCUACUAAAUGCAAUAGUCAAGGAGACAAUAAGUGAGGAAGAAGUUGUUCAAUGUAAGCAAGUAAUUCUUAACUUGGUAGCACAAGAAUCAAGAAAUGAGCCAUUGCAGCCUUCUCAAAGUGGUCAGCGAACUAAAGGACCCAAGAGGGAUGAGCAGUAUAGACAAAUGUUUGCAGAGCUGGAAACACUCAUACGAUCACACUGUCGCACAGACCAACAUACUGCUGUUCUCAAUUGUCUCCUAGAUUGUAGAAAUCGGUCAGAUGAUGACCCGAAGGUUAAAUUAGAAAGAAAAGAUGACAAAGUCGAACUAGACCAGGCACUGAGGGAGUUAGACCAGAUGGCUGCAUCUCCAAGUGCAAGUGUGAAUGGACAGAGAGUCAGUGUUAUUAGAGCUACAACAGACUCCCCUAUGUCUCCUCCUCCAAUGUCAGGAACAUCUCUUCCACUUUCAAGUAUUAGAGGUCAAGCUAGGACAAACACCCACAGCAUAUAUUCUUCUGGUCAUCGAACUGUGUUGGACUUUCUUAUUAGUUCUGACUCAAAGGCAAAUAGACCUGAGUUUCAUGGACUGUUAAAUUCUGAUGUAGGUCCUAAUGGGAAUAAAGUUGCAAAGCUUUAUGCCCAUUUAAACUCACAAGAUGGAGGUAGAGGUGAUAACUCAAUGAAUGAGGGGGAAUGAUUUCCAAGUUCCAAUUGUGUCUGUGAUCUCAAUGAAUGAAUGAAUGAAUGAAUCUAAUGAAUUUAAUUAUUGAAUGAUAAUUGCUUUUCUGCACUUUACCUGAACCUGUCAUUAAUAUUGAAGACUGUUUUAAAUGAAAUUUUUGCAGUUUAUCUUAUGUGUAUUCGGUAUGUACUGAACUGUACUACCCAGCUUCCACAUUAAAUUAAAAUUGAUAUUUUUUUUCAAAGA